This is a messenger RNA of Dreissena polymorpha, 1277 nucleotides long. RefSeq lists its product as uncharacterized. Lineage: Eukaryota; Metazoa; Mollusca; Bivalvia; Myida; Dreissenidae. The transcript has 4 exons. Bases 86 to 559 code for a protein of 157 amino acids. The record is from RefSeq and is a predicted model, not a curated record.
UUCAGUGUUCAAUCCAAGGGAUAAGAGAGUUACUGCCGAACGAGAGCAAUUCCCAUUGAAACCUGCAUUUGCUCUGACAAUUCACAUGUCACAGGGAAUGACAUUGGAGAAUGUUAAAAUCGACUGUCGCUCCAUAUUUCAACCUGGACAGUUAUGCGUGGCAAUUUCUAGAGUGAGAAGUGUAGAAGGCUUGCUUUACUUGCUUAAGCCUACAAAAGAAGUAACAGACAUCAGGAAUGGUGCAGGGUGCGAACCACAAGAAGACCUGUCGUGCUGUAGGAAGACGCAAACAUUGAGUAUGGCGUGUGGUGAGCAACAUACACCAAUGGAUGCAUAUCAUCAACCACCAAAUGUACCAACUUAUACUGAAAGGGAUACUGACAAUGAACACAGAAAAACAACAAUUACCAGUUAUACCGCUCCGGAUGAUGAUGAAGAUGAUGAUGAUCAGCUCGAUUGUGAUUUCAAUGAAAUUAUUAGCGCGUUAGUAAAAAGUGAAGAACAAGCACAGACAUAUGAACUAAAUGACUUUAACAUUCAGGAUUUAAAGAAAAUUUAAAAUUUAAACGUCCAGUAACCAACACACAAGUGCAAAUUAAUGGUAUUGUUGACAAAAUUGAUGAUUCAAAUUUGAUAAGGUUUGUUAAGAAAAUUUAUUUAAAACUGAAUUAUAUUGAAAUGGAUUUUACAGUGUCUAAUGACAAGAAGUCCAUACCAGAGAAAUGUUUGGUGCAAUUUUACAAACAGUUGCACAUUUUUUUAACAGGAACAUCAUAUAAAAUGGACUGUUUAAUGCUAUUUAACACUGAAAAAACAUUUGCAAACCAACACAUGGCAGUUUGCCAUGAAAUAGUGGAAAAAAUUCGUAUUGUAUUUCUUGAAAAAAAGGUGGAUAUGUUGUGUCUUUCAAACAACCGAAUGCUUAAGAGAAUUGUUACGGAUACAGACAAAGCACGAGUCCGUUAUGUUGCAGGCUAUUGUGUAUCAAAAUUAAAACAUAAGUAUGUAAAGUCACUGAAGACACACCAGUUUAAAACCUCACAAUCAUCCAAUUCAAUUUACCACAAUAAGAACUGGAAUAAGAACUGCAAAAUUGUGGUCAAAAUUCUCAAAACAAAAUGCUUCAUGGUUAUGUAUAAAGUGCAAAUGAAUGUGUAUGUUUACAAAGCAUGUAUAUGUAUAUUUAUAUACAACACAACACUUUAUGAUACAUGAUGCAUGUAUGAAUAAAAUUAUAUUUUGCAUUCAAAUAUCCAAUUAUGUGUGAUCGUAGUCAA